GGCUAUCGGAGUCAAUUACUUCCUGAAACAAAACGGUCGAAAAAUGCGGUCUUUUUUACCUGCAGUAGCUGAACAACUUUUCCGAGACAUACAAAAAACCUAUCAGGAGACUUCCCAAAUUCCUGAUGACCUGCUUAUUGCGCUGAAGUUUGUCUUCGGGCCCUGUGCGCUGCAGGCUCUGGACCUUGUUGACCAGCACUCAGUCACCUGUGUGUCCUCUCCCAGUGGACGCAAAGCAUUUCAGGUAGUCGGAGGCUCAGGGCGUUUGUACACUUGCUUUGUGUCCUGUCACUACUGCCCGUGCCCGGCCUUUGCCUACACCGUGCUCCGCAGAAACGAGGGUCUGCUGUGCAAACACAUCCUGGCUGUCUACCUGUGUCAGGCCAUGGCUGUGACUCAGCAGGAGAGCGUGUCUGAUCAACAGAUGUCCAUGCUGCUCAGCGGGACAGCAGCCCCAUGACACCCAGACCAGACAACAAAAUACAACAACACAAAUACAGCAGGCAUCCAGUCGCCCACUAUGAAGAAGAUUAACGCAGAGUUCAGACUGACUUCAGUCCUGCAUGAAACAAUGCAGCCUUCUUAUUCAUUUGGACGGAGCCGGUCUGGGGGCGCAGCAGGAACGCCAACACUUGGCUCUAACAAAACUUAAAGAACAAAAUGCUCAGCUGACACUGAUGGGAAUGUAAUAGUUGAGACAUUUCAGUCAGUGGUGGCUCAACUGACAUUGGCAUCUAUAGAGCCACUCUGCUAGCAUUGCAAGCGACAAAACACAAAAACCUCAGUUAAGCUAAUUCAUAAAAAAACAGACAGAUCAGCUUCAAAGUCUUGGCAGAGCUACCAAAUUAAUUUUAAAGCUGGGGUAGGCAGUUUAUUUUGGUGUUAUAGGGCAAAAAUCUCACAUUAACCUUUGAGCAUAUUGUAAUUAAAGUGGUGUGAGAGAAAACUAGACCUCUGCACCUCGUCUUGGCUCUGUUUUCAUGCAGAAAUCUAGCUUGUGAUGGGACACUUCGGCCAGUCAAGGGUCAUUUCAGAGAGAGGACGUUCCUAUUGGUUCUUCUACAAAUGCAGAUGCAUGUGCAUGCCCCUUCUGUGAGAGCCUGAUUCACAGAGCACUGUAAAAAACUGUCACUGUCAUAUAUGGCGGCUGAUCUUGUCCUCUGCUCAAAGGGUGAGGAGCUCCCAAAUCUCAUUGUUUUGCCAAUAUGCAAACAUGUAUGGCUGCCGUUCGUUUAUUUUGAAUUAGGUGCUGACUGCAACCAGCUGCUUUUUGAAUUUCCCAUAGUGGGUCACACACAUAACAUGUCAUCAAAAUGUCACAUCCGUCCUGCCUGUAGUCUUAUUUAUACAGGCACCAAUUCCGCCCUGUUAUAACCUCCUGAGGCGGUUUAAAGGCACCACUCAGUCCCCUAAUUACGCACUUGUACCAUAUGUACAGCACAGUGAGGCGGCAUUAAGAGCGCUAUAUUCCCAUCUUGAACAUGCAGUGUAAAAGAGGCUAGUGUGUCCUUUGCUUCACUCCCUGCAGCUACAGACCACCUUGCCAGGAGGAGAGAUGGUAGCUCUCAGAUCCCUAGUCAGCGGCUGCAGCAACCUGAAACCAGCCAGCUCUGAGGGAUCGUACAGCCUGGACUCCCUGCCAGAUCAACAAACUUUCUUUUUCUAUCGUUAUAAAGGUUGGACGUGGCCCUGCUGCUGUCCACCAGCCAGCAGUGACACCUGACGCUGGGGAAUUUGCUCUGGCUGAAUUCGAGUGAAUACCGCUCCCGACUGAGGUCCGUUUCAGUUGCCCUCCCCCCCUGAGUGCACAGUGCUCGGUACCAUUGGUUUAAGCACACAAAAUCCUAAUCUAUGAACCUUAGAUAUGUUUAGCUGAACUUGUAUCAUCACAGAGCGUCCUGGGGAGGAUAUACUCUGGAGCCAGUGGAAAUGACACCUCCAUUUUAAUUAACAAAGUAAAGCAGGACUAAACAGAUAAAGGGAGUUGUAUGCCACUUUGGUUUUCAUGUAAUUUCCAUUUCAAAAGGAAAUACAGUCCAACUGCAGCAAUAACAGAUGGGCUUAUUUAUAUCAUUUAAACCACUGAUUCCCAACUGGUAGGCCGCAGUCCAAAAGUGGGUCAUGUCAAGUUUGUUAAAAACACUCUUUAUUUUUAAGCUGAAAGCAGCAACCCUGCCUUCAUCAGUCAGACUGACUGAUGGGGAUUCGCUCUGUUUGUUUUCUUUUUUUAAGUGAUAAGUUAUAAGUGUAUUUGUGUUGUAACUAUUUGUUAAGUUAUGGCAUUUUAAAAUGUAUCCUGGUUGUAUAUGAUUGCAUAGUUGUACUGUAUGUAGAUACUGUGUAUGUGUUUUUAUAUUUUUCUGAUGUAAAGUCAUGUAUAGAUAUAUUUCUAAUUUCAUUAAUGUAAAUUCUGCAUCUGCGUUAUUAACUGCGAGCAUGAAUGUUAAUAAAAUCACACUAUUUUAAUGUU
Molecule: messenger RNA, 2470 nt
Organism: Epinephelus fuscoguttatus (brown-marbled grouper)
Lineage: Eukaryota; Metazoa; Chordata; Actinopteri; Perciformes; Serranidae
Gene: zswim7
Product: zinc finger, SWIM-type containing 7
Exons: 6
Coding region: 44-460 (138 amino acids)
Biological process (GO): double-strand break repair via homologous recombination
Cellular component (GO): Shu complex
Molecular function (GO): zinc ion binding
Source: RefSeq, a predicted model, not a curated record